This is a messenger RNA of Neogale vison (American mink), 1311 nucleotides long. RefSeq names its product zinc finger protein 2 homolog. The record is from RefSeq and is a predicted model, not a curated record. Gene Ontology annotation, biological process: negative regulation of transcription by RNA polymerase II. Lineage: Eukaryota; Metazoa; Chordata; Mammalia; Carnivora; Mustelidae. The transcript has a single exon. The annotation marks the transcript as partial. Gene Ontology annotation, molecular function: DNA-binding transcription repressor activity, RNA polymerase II-specific.
AAAAAAAAAAUUCAUACCGGAGAGAAGCCUUAUGAGUGUACUCAUUGUGGAAAGUCCUUCAGUCAAAGCUCGGACUUCGUUGCACAUAAAAGGACUCACACUGGAGAGAAACCCUAUGAAUGCAACCAGUGUGGAAAGUCCUUCAUUCGAAGCACUCAACUUAUUAGGCAUCUGCGAAUUCACACUGGAGAGAAGCCAUAUAAAUGCAAUCAGUGUGAUAAAGCUUUCAGUGGGAGCUCUCACCUUAUUGAGCAUCAGAGAACUCAUACUGGAGAAAAACCUUUUGAAUGUAAUCAGUGUGGGAAAGCCUUUACUGGGAGCUCUUACCUUCUUUCCCAUCAGAGAAUUCAUUCUGGAGAGAAACCAUAUGAAUGUAAUAACUGUGGGAAAUCUUUUCGGCAGCGAUCACAGCUUUUUGUGCAUCAGCGCACCCAUACUGGAGAGAAGCCUUACAAGUGCAGUCAUUGUGAAAAAGCUUUCAGCCAGAGGUCUCCCCUCAUUGUGCAUCAAAGAACACACAUUGGAGACAAGCCCUAUCAGUGUAACAUGUGUGUUAAAGCCUUCAGUCAAAGGUCACGCCUUAUUGAACAUGAGAGAACACAUACUGGAGAAAAACCCUAUGAAUGUAUUGACUGUGGGAAAGCCUUUAAUGAUCGGUCAACACUUAAGAAACAUGAGAGAACACACACUGGCGAGAAACCUUAUGCAUGUAAUCAUUGUGAAAAGGCCUUUAGUCAGCGAUGUCAGCUUACUAGGCAUCGGAGAAUUCAUACUGGAGAAAAACCCUAUGAAUGUAAUGAAUGUGGGAAGGUUUUCAGUUAUAAUACAUCCCUUAUUCAACAUGAAAAAAUUCAUGGGAGAGAAGCUGAAUAAUCAAGAUGGAGACACUCACUGCCAAACCUUUAUUAGACAUUAAGUAACAAAGGUGUGACACUCAGUGUGGUCUAAUGACCAUGGAUUUCCUUGGAGUGUUCAUUGAAACCGCACAUUCCCAAGCUUACCUUGAUCUACUAAAUCAGAAUCUCGUGGUAAAACCCAGGAGCCUGCAAUUCCUAAAAGCAGCACAAGUAAUUUGUAUGUACACUAACUUGCGUUUACGUCUGCAUUUAGAUGAGAAGCUGUGAACAUAACACUGAUUUGAAACUUUUGUCAGAGCUCUUAGCAGGAGUUAGGGAAUUCAGUAUGUAGCUAUACCCAUCAAAUAAUCUUUUCAGUGUAAGCAACCACCCAAACUUAAUCAGACAUUGUCCCUGUGACGCAUUCCUAGAGACAAUGGACUGGAAGAUACUCUCUUUUUUCUUUUCUUUUUUC